Maniola jurtina (meadow brown) is the source of this 3711-nucleotide messenger RNA. Its product is annotated as protogenin-like. The record is from RefSeq and is a predicted model, not a curated record. Lineage: Eukaryota; Metazoa; Arthropoda; Insecta; Lepidoptera; Nymphalidae. Gene Ontology annotation, molecular function: protein binding. The coding region runs from base 73 to 3249 and encodes 1058 amino acids. Gene Ontology annotation, biological process: cell-cell adhesion. The transcript is spliced from 24 exons.
AAGCGGGCUGCGCCGCUCGUGUACCCGCAGCCCGCCGCGUGUAAACGUGUGUGUGCAAAUGAUUCUGUUUUUAUGGCGCUCAUAUAUCAACUACUGCGAGUUUUGGUGCUGGGUGUGACCGCGGCGGCUGUCGACGAUGUCCCGAUAACAUGGUCACAGUCGGUACGAAACGCGUCACUGCCGUGUGUAGUGCCGGAGUGGACGCGCGUCCAGCCGCGACGGCCGCCGCCGCCGCUCGAUGACGACCUAGUGCGAUCCAGGCCUUACACAUGGUUCAGAGUUACUACGACACGGGAGGACGUGAUCACUAAGCGGAUCUCCCACAAUGGCACGCUAGAGGUGGUCCGCAAGAAUGGCGGCAGCACGGAGGGCGUGUACCAGUGCGCGGCGUCGCACCAUGGCGGGGUUGUCCUGGGCUACCCUGUCAAUCUCAAGUUUUCCUUUAUCGGCAAGCAGUUCUCGAACCCACCGUCGGACACGACAGCGUAUUUAAACCAGCCUACCUCCAUACCCUGCCGCAUCAGCUCUGGUCCUGCAGCCUCCAUAUCCUGGCUAAAAGAUGGCAGGCCUCUUCCACAAAAUCAAAGGUAUUUCCUAUUGGAGAGCGAGCUACUGAUCAUAGAUGUGCAAAACGAAGAUGCAGGAGCAUACAGAUGCAUAGCAACCAACCCCUACGUAAACAAAAGUCGGACCAGCUCGGAAGGUCGAGUGACGGUCAUAGACUCCAAAGAUGAAGAGCCAUCGUUCCUUGCACUUCGCGUGGAGGACAACAUCGCGGUGCCCCGGAGGAGCCGGGUCGUCCUCCCCUGCCCCGUCAGAGGCUGGCCUAGACCUAAAUUAAGAUGGGAGCUAACACCUCCAGGGGAGAAGACGAGCGAACUGGAGACAACGGAGGAGGUCCUGGUGCUCAACAACCUCGAGUACGACCAAGAGGGCGUCUACACUUGCUCGCUUGAGGACUAUCUCGACAUGGUUAAGACAUUCAACGUAACCCUGACGGAGCCAGUCGCGAUAACUCUACCGCCAGUGUCGAAGGACGUGACGCGAGCGAGCACCGUCCGGUUCAACUGCACAGCGUCUGGGAAGCCAGAGCCGAAUGUGACGUGGUACAAGAACGGGGAGAAACUCACUUUGGCUGGACGGAGAAACCUACGAAGUUCAGUAGAUCGUAAACGCUUGGAGCUGGUGAUAAGCGGAGUUACUUCCGACGACGCAGGUGUAUACCAAUGCUUCGCGUGGAAUGGGCAUUCGAUGGCAUCGAAAUGGGCGCGCCUCAACGUAACGGGUGCAGGGGCGGAUGCGCCGCGCGCGGUCACAUGCGCGCCCGCCUCCGCUGCGGCCGUGGCCCUGCGCUGGCUGCCGCCCGCCGAGCAGGUCAUGGCCUACACCGUCGACACCACGCCCACCGAUAAACACGGAGGAGCGAUCACGGGGCAGCCUCACACCAACACCGAAGAGAUCAUCAAAGUUAGAGAGCCGCUAACGCCAUACCUUUUCCAAGUCCGUGCAUACAUCCCGGCGUCAGCUAAAAAGAAUAUUGCAAGCGACAUGUCGGAAAGCGUGCUGUGCCAAGGGCAAGGGGUGCCAAUAAAGCUGUCGAAGUUAGAAGACGACAAGAUCCUGGUAUCAUGGAAGCAGUUCGCAGAACAGACCCCAGGCGUUGUGCAGUGGAUCCUGCAGUACAAGCCUGAUGAUGGUACUGGGGAUACGCAGGAGCAUAACAUCACGUUGGCAGCCCAUGUCACUAACUAUACUUUGAUGGCUCCUGAAUCUGAACCACUAAGAGUAAGGCUGCUGGGCUCCAAGACCUUGGAGUGGCUGCCGCAGAACUUAACGCUGGUUCCGUGGACGUCCACCAGCGCGGCCGGACAGGACACCGACGAUGGUGAAGUGAAAGUGAUUCCUCAAGACCUGGAGGUAACUGAAGUGAGUGAGAGGAGUUUCACACUGCGCUGGCGGUGUGAAGACUCCACGAGAUAUACGUUCCUGGUCUGCGUGAGGAGGGUAGACGGGAACGACGACUGUCAAGAAAGUUACGAGACCAGUACAAAAAUAGAAGGACUACAACCAGAUAGUAAAUACGAGGUUCGAGUGCAGGUUCGAGUCCCGGGCAGGGCGCUCGGGGGAGCAUUUACUGCUCCUUAUUUUGUCACCACACUGUCUAAAGGACCCCAUCGUUUCAAAGACCUGAAGUACAAGUACAUCAACGCGAGUACAAUUCGCGUAUCAUGGAGCGAUGCACCGGCGCGGUACACCGUCUACCACAGCGCAGAACUCAAGCUGCCAGUCGAGCAGUGGGCCGCUUUGGAGAUCGUGGGCAAUACUGUACUUAUCACAGGCAUUGAACCGACGGAGGAGACGUUUGUUAUGGUGACGGGAUACGAGCCUCUUGGGCACAGCCCGAUACUCAAUGUGCCACCACAAGUUAGGAAUUUAGAGGACAAAGAUCUAAAGUACGCUUACACGAGUUCGGGAGUGUCUGUGUGGUGGAACGGUACUGGCCCCAGAGUGGUGCGGUUCACGCAGAACAUCACGCAGCCGGUCGAGAACUGGACCACUGUUAACGUCACUGGCACUAGUGUUGAGCUAAACAACCUGAACGCGGGCCCAGUAUUCGUGAUGGUGACAGCGUUGGGCGGCGAGCGGCGGCGCUACCCCACCGCGCUCACCAUCCCGGAGCGACCUCCCAACCACUACUACUACUAUUUAGGUAUAGGAGUGGGGUGUGGUGCUUGUGCACUGUGCGCAGUGGCUGGUGGAGCACUGUGCUUGUGGCGGCGUGCUAAGGCUAAACGCACACCGCAACGGUCGCGUAGAACACACACAACUACAGCUGAAGGGAACGAAGAAGAAGGUUCUGAAAUGAGGAUGGCGCGCGUGGCCAACGGCGGCGCCGGCGAGCCGCUGCUCAAUGGACACGUGCACAUCACCGAGAAUCCUGCCUCCAAAACACCGAACGGGAGGCUGAAGAAAGCUCGCCACUACCAGCCGCCGCACUUCGACGCCUUUGACGUGUCGCGACACGAGCCCGAUACGACCGUCGAGACCGUGCUCGACGACACGACCGCCUUCAGCCUGCUCGACACCUCGCGACAACCGGAGCACGGCCUCUCGCGGCCGACCAACCUCAGCCCAAACAACUCCUUCAACAAACUCCCCGACGAUAACAUGAACUCUGAGCUAACCAGAAGCACCGAAUUCCAACUCGACAACAGCAAAAUUCAGCCCACGCUUCAGCCUAACGGUUGAAACCCAUUCCGACACGAGUUAAAUAGAACUACAAGGGGACAGGCGCCCCGAGCCGGGUUGCGAAUGGAACCCGACACCCCGUAGUUAAGGCAGGAUAGAAUGAGAUUUUAUGUACAGAACUUCAUUUAUAGAGUAGUCGGAGUCACGGGGUUGAGGCUGAAUCGAUUUGCGCGAGGAUAGCUUGGCGUGUAUUUGUUCCUAAUAGACUUUAUUUUCAACGACGUAAGGCUGAUUUUUCGGUAAACAAACAGUACGGGUACCUUGUAAUUUAGCUGUCAAAAAUAAUAGACACGUAAAGUUAUUCUCGCUCAAACUCUUAACGCAAUAGGAGUAAAGUCCAUUUUUUAAAGAUCACCCUUUCGAUUGUUGCUUAGAGAAUGUAAAUACGACAUUUUUACUGCCUUUUAAGGCGUGUAUAUAGCGUUGAUCGGCCUGAGAUUAUAAGCAUCGAGACAAUAAGGU